This is a messenger RNA of Rhodamnia argentea, 1176 nucleotides long. RefSeq lists its product as uncharacterized. Bases 193 to 717 code for a protein of 174 amino acids. The transcript has 4 exons. Lineage: Eukaryota; Viridiplantae; Streptophyta; Magnoliopsida; Myrtales; Myrtaceae. The record is from RefSeq and is a predicted model, not a curated record.
CCCUCUUUGCCUAACCUCCCCUGUUGCUUGUUAAUGCUCCGUCCCUUCCUUCUUUCCUUCUUCCUUUUUUUCUCCCUAGAAAAUAGUCCUCCUUUGGAGGAGCCCUUGUACAGUUUUUAGCUCAGGAACUUGUUGUAUACACAAAUAUCAACUCAGAAAGAGCACAUAUUUAUCUUUCAAGAACGACAGAAAAUGAAUCCCUGUUCGAUCCAGCAAAGUGCGUUUGUGUCCCGCGAAGAAAUGAGGAGAGAGGCAGUGGUUUGUCCGAAGCCUCGCCGUCUUAAUUUAUUAAGCGCCACCAUCCAUGAGCACCACCCAGUCAGGCCCUUCAGAUGGCACUUGGGGAGCCAAGCUGAACUAAGCGAUCUGAGAGCAGGGACUGAGGUUUUGGAGAUCAUCCUGACAAAGGGUGGCAAUGGUAUGGAAGAAUUUAGUGCACAGAUGGCCUCGUCGCCCCCAUUUUUUUGCGGGUCGCCGCCGAGUAGAGUAGCUAACCCAUUAAUUAAAGAUGAUCGGUUCGGGGAUGAUAGCUUCCCCCCGUUCUCACCGCUGUCGCCGAUCCCUGCCCCUUCAGGACUGUCCUCAUCUCCAUCAUCGUCCUCAAGGAAAGGAGGCUGCGUUCGCGCGAGUUUUGGGAACAAACCGGCGGUGAGAGUGGAGGGAUUUGAUUGCCUCAACAGGGACCGCAGGAACUGCGGUAUCCCGGCCCUGGCAUAGAGAAAGAGCAGAGGACCCACGAAUCGAACCACCACACCCCGACCACUAAAGUUAUCCCUUUUUUCCGCCAAAUUGACGAGCUCGGGAGAUUUUUGAAAUCGCGAGGGAGCAUGGAAGGAGAAUGUCCUUUUUUGUUAGUGUAUAUAUGUCGAAAAGGAUCCUUAUGUAAAUUGAGUGGGAAGUGUCUUGUAAGUAAGUGAGUUGUUGACCAAAAUAAUUGAGAGGAGAGUGUCUUUUAGGUGUGUCUAUUGGUUGGAAAGUCUACUGAGAGAUUUGAGUAGCCCCCCUUUGUUUGUCUUUCCUCUUUGGUUUAUUUUGUAUGUAAAGAGAGAGAGAGUCGAAAGAGGAUGGGGGAGUUUUUCAGGGUCUUUUGAAGUUUCAUGGAGCGGCUUAAAGAUGGUGAAGGUUGUACAAAAUCUGGUUGAAGUUGAGUAAUAGUAAAUUAUGUGUAAAUACAAA